Molecule: messenger RNA, 1021 nt
Organism: Naegleria gruberi
Lineage: Eukaryota; Heterolobosea; Eutetramitea; Acrasida; Naegleriidae
Exons: 1
Coding region: 113-1006 (297 amino acids)
Source: RefSeq, a predicted model, not a curated record
CCACAACCAACAAGAAGAAAAUUCUUCAUCAAAUACCAACAACACUGUUUCAUCAUCGGAUGAAAAUAUUCAAGUGAAUCGUGAGAAUAUUGACAAUUCACCACUCUUAGGAAUGGUUUAUUCUCACUUUAAAAUUAGCCCAUUUACAAAUCCAACACUCUCACACAUUGCCAAGUAUGAUGACAAACCUAAAACACCAUGCCCACACUGUACAAAGAAUAGAAAGUACUUUUGUUAUGAUUGUUGUACACCAAUGAUUGAAAAUCCACCAACCAUCUCUAAAUUACCACUCCACUGUGUCAUUAUCCAACACAAACAAGAAAGAAAGGGUAAAUCAACAGCCAUUCAUGCUAAAGUAGUUGCUCAUUCAAGUGCUGAUUUAUAUGAAUUCCCAGAUAUUCCAUCAUUCCUUACACCACAAAAUUGUGUUCUUGUCUAUCCUUCAAAGACUGCUAGAUUGGUUUCUCAAUUAUUUAAAAAGCCUACCGAUGAUAACAAUACAACAACAACAUCUUCAUCAUCAACCUCAUCGGAAACAGCACCAACAAUUAAUGUUUCAACAUUGAAAUAUGCUGUAUUCAUUGAUUCUACUUGGCCACAAGCGAAACAAAUCUAUCGUAAUGAAUUUGUUAAGAGUUUGCCAUGUGUCAUUAUUGAAGAAAAGGAAACACUCUUUUGGAGAUAUCAAAGAGAAGGACAAAAGUUCCUGUCGACCAUUGAAGCUAUCUUUUACUUUUACAGAGAAUAUCUUCAAGCCUUAAAUGAAUAUGGAGAUGAAGAAACAAAACAAUCCACUCCAAGUGAUGUACCUUUGGAAAAUUUACUCUACUAUUAUAUUCAUCAAUAUUGUUUGAUACAGAGUUACUAUGCAAAGGAUUUAAAUAAGAAGAUUACAACAAAGAAGGCCGAUAAUCAGAAUUACAUCAAGUAUGAUUUGAUGGGAGUUGCUGAUGAAAAUAAUUCUUCUAAUUUAGAACCUCCACUCAAGAAAUUAAAGGAAGAUUAAAUUAUUCAAUUUUAC